Molecule: messenger RNA, 1023 nt
Organism: Aspergillus melleus
Lineage: Eukaryota; Fungi; Ascomycota; Eurotiomycetes; Eurotiales; Aspergillaceae
Exons: 1
Coding region: 1-1023 (340 amino acids)
Source: RefSeq, a predicted model, not a curated record
AUGGCGGCGGAUAAGAAACUCAGAGUCAUCAUUGGUGGGGCGUCCGGCGAGACCGGGAUGUCCAUUAUGAAUGCGCUCCUUGCAUCGCCAGAUCAGUUCGAACCUAUUGCUUUGGCCCGUCCCGAAUCCGUCAACAAGGACAACUAUCAGGACCUCAUUCGGCGAGGUGCCUCCGUCAAACCCGCCGACUUCCAAGAUAUCGACGCGCUUGUACCCCUACUCACUGGCGCUGAUGUCGUGAUCUCCUGCCUGACGCUGUUGCAGAAGGAAGCAGAGGAAGCCUUGAUUGACGCCGCCUACCGAGCCGGUGUUGGCCGCUACGUGCCCAGCUUCUUUGGACCCUGUGCUCCGCCCCGUGGAAUCAUGCCGAUGCGCGAUAUCAAAGAACAGUUCCUCGAUAGGUGCAAGCGCCUGUACCUUCCCUACACCGUCAUCGAUAUUGGAUGGUGGUACCAAGCCAGCCUCCCCCGCCUUCCCUCUGGAAAGUUAGAUUCGGCUAUCUCCUUUCCAGAGACCCUCAUCGGCGCCGACGGGAAUGUCAACUUUGCCGGUACAGAUGUGGCCGACAUUGGCCAGUAUGUUGCCCGCAUCAUUGCCGACCCUCGCACCCUCAACAAGCAAGUCUUUGCCUACAGCGAGGUGACAACUCAGAAUCACAUUUGGGAUACCAUGGAGGCUCUUACCAACGAAACGAUUCCGAGGAAAUACCUCUCGAAAGAAGAGGCUGAAGAUUCUUUAGCAUGGAUGCAGGAGGCCAUUGCCAAGGACCCAACAAACAUACAAGUCAUGUUAAAGCAAGGUCUGAUCUCGUACGCGUACAGCUGGGCCAUCAGAGGCGAUAACACACCUGAGCACGCAAAGUAUCUGGGAUACCUCAACGCUAAGGAUCUCUACCCGGACGUCGAGGCCAAACCUAUCAACGACUUCAUCCGUGAGAUAGUGCACGGCACUAGGGUUGCUUGUACUUACGUUGGCCGCCCGGAACAUCCACUCAAUAAGGCUAAAGCCUUAGCUGACAACUAA